Messenger RNA from Frieseomelitta varia, 745 nucleotides. It is a transcript of the gene LSm1, whose product is annotated as U6 snRNA-associated Sm-like protein LSm1. Gene Ontology annotation, cellular component: Lsm1-7-Pat1 complex; P-body. Gene Ontology annotation, biological process: deadenylation-dependent decapping of nuclear-transcribed mRNA. Lineage: Eukaryota; Metazoa; Arthropoda; Insecta; Hymenoptera; Apidae. The record is from RefSeq and is a predicted model, not a curated record. Gene Ontology annotation, molecular function: RNA cap binding. The transcript is spliced from 3 exons. Bases 284 to 688 code for a protein of 134 amino acids.
AUCGACUUGUGUAGAUUUUUUAAAUAAAUAUGAAAGUAAUGAUUACAAUUACGUUAUUUUAGUCUUCUAAUUAAAUAAAUUUUGUAAUUAAAUAAAUCCGAUAUUACUAAUUCGAUAAUAACAGUUAUUAGUUAAAAAAAAAACAAGUUAAAAUAAUCCAAACGAUUGUCGACGAAUAAGCGAAAUGAUUUUAGUUUUACAUUUUACUACAGGUUAAGUUGGCGUAUAAGAUUUUUGUUUUAGUUUGAGAAUUAUUUACGUUGAAAAUAGAAGAAAUUGCAAAAUGAAUAUUUUGCCAGGAACGGCGUCUCUCCUAGAAGAACUUGACAAAAAACUUAUGGUUUUACUAAGAGAUGGCAGAACUUUAAUUGGAUAUCUUAGAAGUGUUGAUCAAUUUGCUAAUAUUGUGCUUCAUCGUACAAUUGAAAGAAUUCAUGUUGGCAAAGAAUAUGGAGACAUCCCAAGAGGCAUUUUUAUUGUCAGAGGAGAAAAUGUUGUUCUUUUGGGAGAAAUUGACAGAGAUAAAGAAAGAGAUUUACCAUUGACUGAAGUAUCUGUUGAUGAUAUCUUAGAUGCACAAAGGCGAGAACAAGAAUUAAAACAAGAUCAGAAACGAUUAAUAAAUAAAACUUUGAAAGAACGAGGUUUAUCAUACAUACCAGAUAUGGGUCAUGAUGAUAUGUUCUGACCUAUAUCUACAUCCUUGACUACUAAUACAUUGUCAUCUACAUCUUCACAUAAUUCU